CCACCCCCUUCUGUUGCAGUGCUGCUUAGCCCGGCUGUCAGUCUGUCUGGGAGCUCCCCUGAGUGGCUGUGGGCAGCCCAUUGCCUGGGCUUGGUCUCCGCCCUCCCUCCCUCUCUCAGCUGGUCCUAGCGUUCCAGUUGCUCAGGAAUGUGGAGAGCUGGGUUCUGGCGGCUAGCAGGAGCCGGAGGGAGGAAGGGAAGCUGAGCGCACGCUGCCGCCUCUGCUCUGCCUGAUCUUCCCCUUUUGGAACCGUCGUUUUCUUUAAAUGAAAAAUACAAACCCUACCGAGCUGGUUCCCAGCCGCGCCACCACCAGAAAAUGUUCGGCCAAGUGCCAGGCGCCGGUGAAUAACUAACCCCAGACUAAAACUUCCCUGCCAGUGGGAUUACAGGUGCAGCACUGCCGCAGGGAGCUCUCCAGGGUGCUGACGUCCCGGCAGUUUCCUCCAACAGCUCCCAAGACUGAGCAAAUUUCCUAGGCACUCUUUCUGGAUCUUCCAUGACUCGGAAACGUCUGCUCUGGAGGUUGUGAAUGCCUCGUAGUAACAUGGCCAAGGUUAGAUACCUUCGUGCAGCUGUUUCGGGAUUUUAUCUGUGGGAAGCUGCAGUUCUGCUCAGUUUGGUAGCCACAAAGGAAACAGACAGUGCAAGAUCUCGUAGCAUGCCAAUGUCACCAUCUGAUUUCCUGGAUAAAUUAAUGGGUAGGAUGUCAGGCUAUGAUGCAAGAAUCAGACCAAAUUUCAAAGGCCCUCCAGUUAAUGUCACAUGUAACAUAUUUAUAAACAGCUUUGGAUCCAUUGCAGAGACAACCAUGGAUUACCGAGUGAAUAUCUUUCUCCGUCAGAAUUGGAAUGAUCCACGCCUUGCAUAUAGCGAAUAUCCAGAUGACUCUUUGGAUUUAGAUCCAUCCAUGUUGGAUUCUAUUUGGAAACCUGAUUUGUUCUUUGCUAAUGAAAAAGGUGCCAACUUUCAUGAAGUUACGACAGACAACAAGUUGUUACGAAUUUUCAAAAAUGGAAAUGUUCUUUAUUCUAUCAGAUUGACUUUAAUACUGUCCUGUCCAAUGGAUCUCAAAAAUUUCCCAAUGGAUGUGCAAACAUGUAUAAUGCAGCUGGAAAGUUUUGGAUAUACAAUGAACGAUCUAAUUUUUGAAUGGCAAGAAAAGGGAGCUGUACAGGUAGCAGAAGGGCUCACACUACCACAGUUUCUGUUGAAAGAAGAGAAAGAUUUAUGUUAUUGCACCAAACAUUACAAUACAGGAAAGUUUACAUGCAUUGAAGUCCGAUUCCAUCUUGAAAGGCAAAUGGGUUACUAUCUCAUCCAAAUGUACAUACCGAGUCUCCUGAUUGUCAUUCUCUCCUGGGUGUCGUUUUGGAUCAAUAUGGAUGCAGCACCAGCCAGAGUGGCUUUAGGUAUAACAACUGUACUGACCAUGACAACACAAAGUUCAGGUUCACGAGCAUCACUUCCAAAGGUUUCAUAUGUCAAAGCUAUCGACAUUUGGAUGGCAGUAUGCCUGCUCUUUGUAUUUUCUGCACUUCUGGAGUAUGCAGCUGUAAAUUUUGUGUCAAGGCAGCAUAAAGAGCUUCUGAGAUUCCGCCGGAAGAGGAAGAAGAACAAGUAUUUUGGGGGAGUGCUUGAUGGAAAUGAAAUCAAUGAAUCAUUGCAACGUAGCAAUGGCUUGAGAAGUGCAGAACCUAUAGACGGGAGUUUGGCUCAAAUCUACAGUACAAAUUUAAGGGAUGAUGAGGUAAGGGAAAGUCGAUUCAGUUUUACAGCCUAUGGAAUGGGGCCAUGUCUGCAAGCAAAAGAUGGAGUGACUCCAAAGGGGCCAAAUAAUCCCAUUCAAGCUACACCAAAAAGCCACGAUGAAAUGAGGAAGGUAUUCAUUGACCGAGCCAAGAAAAUUGAUACAAUUUCCAGAGCUUGCUUCCCAUUAGCCUUUCUGAUUUUCAACAUUUUUUAUUGGGUUAUCUAUAAAAUCAUUAGGCAUGAGGACAUUCACCAAUAACAAGAUUACGGCUUCUAGUAGAUACUGUUUGGGCUGGCAUGUUCAGCAGGAGGUUUUCCAUUACAAAUGUGCAUACAGAUGCUCACUGGGAUAGUUAAAAGGCACAAAGAAAAAGAUCCCAUUUGACUUGCUAUGCAAAGUCACUAUUGGACAGAUGAAGAAUGACACCCAAUGAAGAUAUAUCUGCUAUUACUAAGUUUCUACUUCAUACUAACUUAUCAAUCAACUUUUCCAUAGUAAAAUCACAACAUUAUGCUACAGCUUUACUGCCAACGUGUUUAUACAUACUUUUACAUUGUGGUAUAAUUGUACAGUAUUCUUUAAAGUUCCUUACACUUUUUUAAUUCAACUGUAUUUUUAAAGGAUAUUACAAAAUGGGUCUAACGUGUCUUAGAUGGCUCCCAUAAUAACAGAUUAUAUUCAAAUUUCUAACUCUCCCUUAAAGUUUACACAUUAGUAAUGAACUACUGAUUUCAGUUUUAGAGCUCAAACACAUUUUCUUGUUGUAAGACAAUGGGGUUUUGUAAUGAGCACUGGACACAUUUAAAUUAUAUUUUGGGGUUCUUUUUUUAAAAAAAAAAAAAGAGGAAAAAAAAAAACUUACUCAUACGAAGCAUUUCAUAAAUGAAUUAUGGUCCCCCUGGAGCUUAAAAAUCAUGGCAAUCUAAUGCCCAAAGUAGCACCAAAUACCUAUUGCCCAGUCUGAAGUGACCCAGUAGUCAAACUUUCUGGUGCUAUGCCUAUCACAAUGGGAAUAAGGUACUGUUUUUAAAGGAUUGUUGCCCCCUAAGUACUUUUAAUUACCUACAAUCACCCUUGGAUAAACUGAAAGAGAAAAUAAAAAUCAAAAGGAUUAAAAGAUGUUUUUCUCAUCAGGUAACUGUUCAGAAACCACAGUAUUUGGGGAGACAAGACAGACAAUUAAAAAUGACAUCAAAAUAAGUUUCUGUGAAAAGUGACCUUAACAAAACAAAGCAAAAGGGAAAAAAGUCACUUAGACAAUAUCUAUGAUAAAAGUAACUUUUAUGAACUUUUUUGAAGCUGACUGUGGCAACAUUUCUGCACAGAUACUUCCAUUAUCAUAAGUAAAAGUUAGAUAUACAAGUACAUAAAGAUAACCAGGUCAGUCUUUUCUUACUAUGAAUUACUUGUUCAAUGAGAAGAUUCUGACAUGACUUCUUAGACACUGGCAGAAAAUAGUUAGAAAACAUUAAGCAGUUCUUCUAAAAAUAUAUCAGGACAAUCUUUUAUUUUGCUGCACUUCAUGGUAAAAGAUAAGAAAUUGAAACUGUUGAAGCAAAUUUUCCCUACUUAGAAUUACAUAGAUUACAUUAAUUACUUCUUUCAAAUUACUACACAUUAGAUUUUUUUUAAAUGAUAUAAAAAUUUCCAGUAAAUAAUGUUGCCACUUCUCUAAUGAAAAGCAAAAAAAAAAAUUGUUCUAAAAUGUGAAACCUAUAGACAGCUACAGGCAAGAGCAUACCUGAUGCUUUGAACUGGUAAUGAAAUCCAAUAGCUAAAACAAUUAUUGAAAAGUUUCUUUCUUUUGAGCACAUUUAAAAUUUUUGGUUUGUUAUUGCUCAAAGUGCAUACAUAAAAGCAAAACAGCUAAAAGCAAACAUCUGCUGCAUUACUAGAGGCAUAUUGCGUAUGAACUAGUCAUAGCAACAUAUCCUUGUAUUGAAGAUUAGGACACAACAUUGGUUUUGUCUGAGGAUUAGCUAGGGGGAUUUUUAAAAGAAUGGCAAUCUGGUUGUGCUAAAUUGUCUCAGAAAACAAUUGCAUAACCCUCUUCAAUUUUGAAUCUGGUCCUAUUUAGGUUUUCUCCCUCCCACCCCCAAUAAUGCAUAAAAUUGAUUUAGAACAAUUAUGUGAUAAUUUUCACAAAUUUAUAUAUCCUGUUCAGAAAAACUGAACCCAUUAACUCUCAUAUGUGCCUCCGUGUGCGUAUGUAUUAUAUACACAAGAGUGAGAACCUGGCCAAGUAGCUUUUGUCUCCCACAAACUAUUAAGUAUUAUAAUCUCUGGAAAGAUUUGUUGGUGCAUUUCUGAGCUCAUUUCAUUCAGUGGUAAAGUGUCCCAUUUAUUUCAAGAGGAGUAGGAUUGGGCCCAUUAUCAUGAGGCAUUCAUAAAAUGUUAUAUAAUUCUCCAUGCUUGUCUUUUACUCUUUUAUCUUGCCUAUGUAAAACAAUGAACUUCCCCUCCAACACCAAUAAAGGAACUCUGGAUGAACCAGUAUACAAAGUGUACUGGGCCAGAUCCUCAGCUGGAAAAAAAUACAGUCCCUAGAGCUACACUAGUUUACACCAGCUGGGGAUCUCAUCCAUUCUUUCCAAAGAAGUCCAAUAGGCUGAAUCUUCGGUAUACACAAGCUGAUUUUGAAGACCGAGCUGAAUAAUAAAAUUACAAAGUUAAACCUUCAACAGUAGGAGAAUACUAAGAUUUAGAAAAGAGGUUAUCAGAUUAAAAAAAAAGAAGAAGAUGAAAAGUCGAGAGCAAGAUAGGAAAUGGAAUAGGUACUAACAGUGUCAAAAUUGUGUGGCGGGACAGAGAAAAAGAGAAGAGCUAGAUAAGAUCAAUAAAUUAUCCAUGAACAUCCCUCCUCCUCCUUUGAGUGACCGGGGCGGGGGAGGGGAGGGAAAUCCAUGUAGCAUACUAUUUCUGCAACUAUUGUAUGGUAAUCACAUUAGCAACUACUGUAUAUACAUUGUAAACCCAUGAACCUUCAGUAUGAUUGCUUUUGAGACAUCCCUAAUGGAUUAAAAUGAUGUAUAUCUAAUAUGUAACAACAGACAGCGUAUUACAUUGAUACUAAUGGCAGCCAUGUAUUGAAGGGAGUAUAUACUUCUUCAGAAGAUUGAAAAGUAUUUCUAAAUUUAUAUAUUUAUAGUUCUGUAUAUUAUAUUUUUAAAAGUAGGAGAAAUCUUAUUGGAAUAUUUCUGGAAUGUCUUUGCUUUAGUAAUGGUACUAAGAACAGAAAUGGUUGAGACAGAAGGGACAAGCUACAGUGAUUUAUUUUGUAACUACUAAACAAUCAUCCAGCAAGUUGUGACUUUUUUCUAGUUAACUACUUGGAGUGCAGUCUUGCCCCACUGAAGUCAACGGGGUCAAGAUUUCUCCCCCCGGAAGACAACUCUACAUUUUUUAUGACAUCCUUAUGGUAACAAUUGCCUGUGUAACAGAGGCCUUUUCAAUCAGCUAAGAAACAUUUAUUUCAGCAAAAGGCACUGUUUAAGCUGCAAACUGCUGACUGGCUACUUUAAAUAAAGUAUUCAUAUUCCAUUGAAUGUAAAAAAUCAUGUAAGAUGACAGAAUUGUCAAGUAAGAUUUUAAGUUGUCUCAUGUCACAUAAUACCAGCUACCCAUUAGUGCCUAUGGAAAAAGAGUCCAAAAUACCAGCAGGCAUGUCAACCAACCACACAAAUCCAAGAACGAUCUCUCAGAGCCAGGGGCUUAUCAGCUAGGAUGAUCUUAGUCUUAAAACUGAUUCUUUUUAUACUGAUAUAGUGCCAGAGAAGGACUACAGAGAGGGGGUGAUAAAACAGCAAAACACACCUAUCCUACACCCAUGGCAAACCAAUGUUGGAAAAAACUUCAAAUAUUAAGGAAAAGAUUGGGAUAGGUAUGCCACAGGUGUGGGUAGGGGGCAGUACAGAGUCAGAGGAAGAGUAGUGAGGAGGUUCCUGCUGAGUUCUGAUAAACUGUUUUCCUAUGCACAAAAAUUUUCAUGGAUUUCAAAAUUAUGUUCUGAUUUGGGACAGGAAAAAGUUAAAUAUUGAGAAGUGUUCAAGAACCAACCCCCUUCCCCCCCAGUAAAAUAAAUUUAAAAAAUCAGUUCAGGUCAGCUGAAAUAUUUUGAUGAUUUCAAUAUGUUUUGUUUCCAUUUUGACCAUUUAAAAACUAUAAUUAGCUGAAUGAAAAAGUCAUUUCAAAUGGUGAAAUUGGAAGUUUUCCUUUCUAAAAGUUUAAAUGUUUCAUUUUGAUAUAUUUCAAGAAAAAAAAUUGGAUUUUUUUUGCAAGUUGAGAAACUGAACCUUUCCCAUGAAAACUUUCAGCUUUGAUGAAUCAGCACUUUCAGGCCAAAACAAAAGUUUCAUUGAAAAAUUCCCCAACCAGCCCUAGUUGUUAUGCCUCAGGCAAAGCUUCUCCUUGCCCCAGAGAUGUUAAUCUGCUGCCCCCAGUGCACUGGCUGUCGUGUCCCUGUGCCCUCCAGAGUGCCAAGACUGCUAACCUAAGAGGCCUUUGGUUAACCACUCAAGGACAGCAGGCUUCUUGCCCACGUAAAGCCCUGUCCCUUCCACACUGUUUGCAAGCCAGCUUGUGUACUCCUGCUUUUUGUGGUUGUGCCAUGUAACUUAAAGUUAGAGGGCCAAAGUAAUGCACUGAGACUAGAGAAAUAAUUUGGGGCCCAAUGUGCAAGACUAGUUACACAGGUAGAAAGAAAUCCAUUCUCAUAGAGCUGAUGGAGGCAUAAUGGAAAAGGAAGCCGUGAUCACGUAGCACGCUCCUCAUGUUCCACAGUGGCACAGGAUCUCCUCCGUGCAUUUGGAGUGCAGUGUGUUGGGGCAAACUACUGACCUUAAAAUAGAUGCUGUAUUCUACAUAUUCACCUUUUAAAUGGCAGAUUCCCAGGAAGAAGUAAAGAGAGUUUAGGCUGCUUAGACCCCAGAGGAAGAGGGAUAAGGCAGAAGUGCAGGAAGAGGAGCCUAUGGCUGUGCGGCUCAGGAGCACUAAGCCAAAGGGUGGGGAAGGACAGAAAACAGCGUAGCAGAAGGACCUUGCUCCUUAGGUGGUUGCCCUGAGAUGCACAAUCUUGGAACUUGCUUUCUUCAGGGGGUUGAAGACUGGAGUUUCCAGCCCACAACAACACCUGUUAAAACCCUCCAUUCUUGAGAAAAAAUGAGAGGAAGCACCAGGAGAUCUGUUUCAGAGUAGCAGCUGUGUUAGUCUGUAUUCACAAAAAGGAAAGGAGUACUUGUGGCACCUUAGAGACUAACAAAUUUAUUUGAGCAUAAGCUUUCAAGAGCUACAGCUCACUUCAUCGGAUGCAUUCAGUGGAAAUGAAUCUGUAUAUCAUUGUAUUCAAACAGCUACAGGCCUCCUCAUUUUUUAAGCAGCUAACUCAUAGUUAAGGUGCUAACUGAAUCACAAGAUGAUCUUCAAAAUAAAGUUGCCACUGAGUUGUGGACAAGAUGUGGAAAAGUAAUAAUGGACCUCUAUGGCUAGUGGUAAUUUGGAAAAGCCAGAUUAGACGUAUUUAAGAGAAAAAAUUGCUGGAACAAUAUAAAACACUCAAGUAUUAUAUUAUGGCAGCUAUUUUUUUAAAUAUAUAUAACCAGACAUUUUGCUGUAACUAUAUUACAUUCAUUUUUUAAAAAAAGUGACUGGUACAAUAUAAAAUUCAGAAGACAAAGUCUUACACAACUGCUGUAGAAAUCAAGUCGUCACUUUAGCCUUUUACAUUUUAUAGGCACUGAAUGUUAGAGCAGUGCUAAUUACAUACUCAAAAUGUACACAAAAUUGUGGACUGUUCAAACCAAGCUAAUUAAAAUCAAAAUUGCAGUGAAAGCCUAGUAUUGCACGAUCUGCAAUAUCACAAAUGUGGGGCCUUACUCAGUUAACCAUAUUCUAAUCUGCUACACUGAGGAAUUUAAGUGCCACAUGCUGGCACAAAUGAAACCUAAACAAAGCAAAUCUCAUGUUGGUUUUAAUAGUUACUUCCAAUAAGAAAACAUUAGUGUUCAUAGUUUCCUGAUGUUUCUAAGAUGGGGGGCAAAAGAAGAAAAUAGAGUCCUUUUUAUUUAUGUUACCUAUUCAAGGGCAGAUUUAAACUAACUCAUUACUAUCACCAUAUUGUAGCUUCAAGGAACCUUGACAGCAGACACCAGUUUUUUAAAUGUGUUGGUGGAAGUCAAACAACUUUGUUUUUCUCUUUUGUGCUAGAUCAGCCGUAUAUGGUCUCUCUCUGAAUUUUCUGACAUGUUUGCCAUCUCUUAGCUCUCUGCUUCUCUCUUUUGUAAUUUUUGCAGCACCUUUCUUGUAGGCUGCUUUAAGAGAAGUCCAGUUUAAAACCCUAGAUAUGCUUCUGUUUAAGCAAUUCAGAUAUGCACUUUAGACUGCAGGAAUGAAGAAAUGCUUCCACUUUGUACCAUGGUAAAUUCCAGAACUACUGUUCGAUAAUGUAGUUGAAACCAAGAUUAAAAGAGUAAAACUCAUACACAGUUCAGAACAGCGAAAGAUAAAGUCUUCCUUAACCCUAGAAGGAUUCAAAUGUAUUCUUUCUAGCAAUAAUUUUGUAGUCGAUGAAAAUGAGUUCAUAUGAUAACCAAGCCCAAUUAAACUUGUUGGAUACAAGAAAGUGAUGCACUCAGUAUUUACAUUUAGCACUUAUUGGCCCUUUAUGUGUAAAUUCUGCUCUUAUGUAGACUAUCGUAGGAGUUAAUCUGAUCUAACAGAGCAGAAUUUGGCCUUAUACCCCUAAACUGCUGAACAAGCUAAUGAAUUCUUACAAUACCCCUGUAAAUUAGCAAAGUAUUUUUAUCUACAUCUUACUGUACAAGAUGCCACAUGAUUUAUAAAGAUAAUUAUGUCAGACAAGUGUAACAUUUUUUAAAAGGCUAAGAUGAAAAAUAUAUUUUAAAAAAAAUCACAAAUUAAACGGCUUGUUAACAAGAAGUAGAUUUUUCAUUUUUGCAAUAGUUAUAGAAAUGGUGCCUUCAGGCAACGCGUUACAUACAGUAGUUCCUGAAAUAUUAUCAGUUUGGCAGGCUUGUGAAAGCAGGUUAGAUUGCUAGAAGCAGUAAGUGUAAUGUUAGAAGAGAAUGUCAGCUCAUCCUGCAUUCUUAAUAUGCUUGAAUAUUAUUGCACUCUUCACUUUCAUCUUUGUGAAAUAUGCAAGAGACAUUUCUUACAUUUGUAUUUUAAAAUGUAUGAUAGAAUGAAUUUAAUAGUUAAAUGGACUAAAGUAAAUAUUGACAUUCCAUGGAUAUGUAAUUGUGAGCUGUAUAUGAAGAAAUUGUGCCAUAAGCUUUCAACAUAAAAUAUUAUAUACAGUAGCUUGUGUGAUAGUGAUCAAAGCCUUUUUAAGAGGCUAAAUCAAUAUAUAUUAAUAUGAGUGUAUUAAUUACUUGUCAAUUUUUAAACAUAUCUUCCUGUGAAUUCUGUCUACAAAAAAGACAAUGGCAGUUUUCAUUUAGAAGUAUUUCUUUUUCGUAAAGUUCUAUAAAGAAGUGACAUGCAUGAAUUUAAUUAAAUUCCUUUGUAUUAUAAAUACCUUAUAUUCAGCACUACAGCUAACAUUCUCUGCAGACAGAGGUGUUAGAACAUGUGCAGUUUAUGGUAUUCAUGUGAUUGUAGAUAUUUUGUUCAAAAACAAAAUAAAGCUAACUUUUUUCAGGA
Molecule: messenger RNA, 9408 nt
Organism: Caretta caretta (loggerhead turtle)
Lineage: Eukaryota; Metazoa; Chordata; Testudines; Cheloniidae
Gene: GLRA3
Product: glycine receptor alpha 3
Biological process (GO): chloride transport; monoatomic ion transmembrane transport
Cellular component (GO): plasma membrane; postsynaptic membrane
Molecular function (GO): extracellularly glycine-gated chloride channel activity; glycine binding; transmembrane signaling receptor activity
Source: RefSeq, a predicted model, not a curated record